AUGGGCUACGCUGCCGACCAUUUCCUGGCAAGCGACGACAGCCAUAAAUGCCGACUCUCGGAAAACAACUUUCGACAUCGACGGUUCAAGAGGGGUUUGCUAGUAAUCCUAUUCCUCUCGGCUGCGAUUAACAUCUUGGAAGUGGUCCUCAUUUUUGCUUCGGUAGGACCAAAAGACGAUUCGGACGACGAUCCCUGGAAAAGGCUUUCAAAGCUGGCCGUGCUCUACGCGGAGGUGGUGUUCGUGGCGUCAGUCCUGCUCCACGGUCUCGGCCUCUUGGCUGUCUACAGGAAAUGGCGUUUCGUGUUACUGGUCUACACGUUUGUUAUGAUUGCCGCAUGGUGUGCGUCAGCCCUGGACUUUUUGGAGAAUGAACGUGGCGUUGCGCGUCUCCUGCUACUCCCGUUCGUCAUCUACUUGUCCCAUAAGAACGCCACGGCAAUCAAGCAUUGCCCGGAAUGCUAU
This is a messenger RNA of Mesorhabditis spiculigera, 465 nucleotides long. NCBI's taxonomy places the organism in Eukaryota, Metazoa, Nematoda, Chromadorea, Rhabditida, Rhabditidae. The record is from the annotation of a GenBank genome assembly.